Racocetra persica is the source of this 475-nucleotide messenger RNA. The record is from the annotation of a GenBank genome assembly. NCBI's taxonomy places the organism in Eukaryota, Fungi, Glomeromycota, Glomeromycetes, Diversisporales, Gigasporaceae.
AUGACUACCGACCACGGUGGUAUUAAUCAAACUAAAGAUGAUGGAACUACACAAGGCAGGCAUGGUGGAAGUAGUGACGAUGAAAUGAAUGUAUUUUUAGCCGUUUGCGAUCCAGGAAUCACUCCCAACUCGAAAAUUGAAGGAAAAGUAGUUAAUAUGGACUGUGCGGCUAUUAUUCUUAAAGCUCUAGGAGUAGAGAUUCCGAAAUAUUUUGAUGCCAAAUUGCCAUUUUCUCCUUUGUCUAAAUUCACUAUCAGAUCAGGAGGUCAAACAGGAGUCGAUCAAGGAGCCUUGGAUGCUGCUCUUGAUUAUAACGAAAAGACAAGCGAGUCUUUUGUUCUCAAUAUUACCGGAAAAAUCCCAGAAAAAUAUCCACUCAUUGAAACAAAAACUUCUGAAUACGAAGAAAGAACCAAAUUAAAUGUCCGUGACGCUGACGCCACCUUGAUAAUACUUUUAAAUUCCACCACCUCCG